AGCUAGUUAAGUUCAUAAAGUAAGCCUAAAACCUAAAGAAAAAACAAAUCAAACUCGUAUUAUUCACUUCACUUCACGAAAGUAAACCAAUAAAAUUGUUAGAUAUUGUCCCUAACAGACUAACGCGCUCGCAAUUCCCGGGUGAGCUACGGAAAGUUACUAAGUGAAGAAGUUAACUCGCCAUUGAUACUGUUUCAUUAUCAGCAAAACGCCUUGUUUAAGCCAAAUAUAUGGUAAUGGCAGAGAUUGGUGGCCAUUUGGCUCACCAGCUACCCCUGCACAAUCACAGUCAAAGUGGAUUACAGCCGUCGCUGGUGAUGAAUCAUCACCUGGACCUAGAUUGUCAUGGACAUGACGUGAUAAAAAAACAGCGCUUAUCACUUUGUGUGGGUUGUGGUGGGCAAAUUCAUGAUCAAUAUAUCCUGCGCGUCGCACCUGACUUAGAGUGGCAUGCAGCGUGUCUGAAGUGUCAGGAAUGUAGGCAGUUCUUGGACGAGAGCUGUACGUGUUUCGUUCGUGACGGCAAAACCUAUUGUAAGCGAGACUAUGUUAGAUUAUUCGGUACAAAAUGUGAUAAAUGCGGAAGCUCCUUCAGUAAAAAUGACUUUGUGAUGCGUGCGAAAACAAAAAUUUUUCAUAUUGAAUGUUUUCGGUGUUCGGCGUGUGCGAGGCAACUGUUACCAGGUGAUGAAUUUGCGUUGAGAGAUGGAGGUGCCCUAUACUGCAAAGACGAUCACGACGUACUAGAAAAAUCCUCGCAAAAUAGUCUAACAUCGUCAUCAAUAGAAAGCAACAACAACAUUACAAGUAAUAACAAUAACAACACAAACGUUAGUAAUAAUAAUCAUUCAAGCGAAUUGGGUUCAAUGUCAGACUCUGGCAGUGAAUCCGGUUCACAUAAAAGUAUUAGAGAGAAAAGACCAUCAGGUCCUUCAGAUGGUAAGCCGACAAGGGUGCGAACGGUUUUAAAUGAGAAACAACUGCAUACUUUAAGAACCUGCUAUAAUGCUAAUCCGCGACCUGACGCUCUAAUGAAAGAGCAACUUGUUGAAAUGACUGGUCUGUCACCGCGAGUUAUACGAGUUUGGUUUCAAAAUAAACGUUGUAAAGAUAAGAAGAAAACAAUACAAAUGAAACUACAAAUGCAACAAGAAAAGGAAGGACGAAAGAUGGGUUAUGGUGCUAUGCAAGGUAUCCCCAUGAUAGCUAGUUCUCCAGUCAGACAUGAUUCCCCGCUUAAUUUGCAAGGCAUAGAUGUUCAAACAUAUCAGCCACCAUGGAAGGCAUUAUCUGACUUUGCAUUGCAUGCAGAUUUAGAUAGCAAUGGAGCGAUCAACACACAUACGCCAGCUUUUCAGCAACUUGUGAACCAAAUGCAUGGUUAUGACUUAAAUGGCAUGCCACCGUUGCCAUCACAUCAACAACUACAGCAAGGACCACACCAACCGCCGCCUGGACCACAUACCGGCAGUAUGGAUUCCGGUAUAACCUCACAUCAUCAUCCGGAUAGCACAGAUUCAUAUGUUACAUACCUAGAAAGCGAUGACAGUAUGCAAGGCAGUCCAUAGGAACUCAAUUACAAUCGAAUCUAAUUGCCUCUUUUGUUGCUCCACAUCAAUUAUGUUAGCUGCUAUAACAAUAUCCUUACAAUAUUCAUCAAUUGCAUAGCCAGUUCCAUAUAUGCAUGCAUACGGUAUCUUUCGAUUUCAUUAAUAUUAGUUAUUUAUCAGUAUUGGUCGUUUAAUCAAGUAAUCAAGCGACAACAGCAACAACAGCAACAACAACAUUGAUGCCGUGCUGAAUCCCACCACAAAUAAAAGUAACAGCAUUUGUGUAUCAUUCCAAACGAUUACAGAACAGAACUGUUGUGGAAAAUGCUAGAGAAGUGACCUUUAAUCACAUAUAUUGUCUUGACUAAAAAAGCAACAACAACAACAACAACAACUACAUAAACGUAGAGACCCGCAUCAAAAUGGCAGGUGCAAAGAAUAAUUGCUCAAAAAACAUGGCAACAUCUUUACAGAGAAGCUCAUGUAAGAGACAUACAAUGUGGGUAGCCUGUCUAAUUCUAAACUCGAAGAGAAUGACAGUCAGUAACAUAGGUAGAUCAUUGACUGCAAUUCUUUUGAGACUCACACAUGUAAAGGGUGCAGGCAAUGUCAUAUUUCG
This is a messenger RNA of Teleopsis dalmanni, 2169 nucleotides long. RefSeq names its product insulin gene enhancer protein isl-1 (gene tup). Gene Ontology annotation, biological process: positive regulation of transcription by RNA polymerase II; neuron fate specification; axonogenesis. Bases 231 to 1568 code for a protein of 445 amino acids. Lineage: Eukaryota; Metazoa; Arthropoda; Insecta; Diptera; Diopsidae. Gene Ontology annotation, cellular component: nucleus. The transcript is spliced from 8 exons. Gene Ontology annotation, molecular function: cis-regulatory region sequence-specific DNA binding; DNA-binding transcription factor activity, RNA polymerase II-specific. The record is from RefSeq and is a predicted model, not a curated record.